UUUUUGUUUGUUUAUUUUUGCUGUGCUUGAUUUCAACAUGAAAUUUUCAUGUUUUUUUUAUUAUUUAACCCUUAUUUUAUGAUUUUUGGAAUAAUUUUGGGGACAAUAUCGACAAUUAUCUGGGAAUAAAAUAUUGUUAUUUCAAGAAAUAAGAAAGUGGGUAAAAAUAACAAAAUAAAAAAAUGUUUAUUGUUAUAAGAGAAUCAAGGCAUAGUGAUACACCAGCUAUCUCUGAAGUUGUAAGAAAUGCCUAUACUUCUGGAGUUUUCAAUGCAUGGUUAAAUGCCUUAUUUCACGAGGUAACCUUUCAAAGCAUAAUUCUUGUAGCUGCCUUACUUUUUAUAUUAUUCUCAGUACCUUUAUUUUACUGUAUUGUGGCUGUUCCCAUAGUGCUUGUAAUGAUUUUUGUUUGUAUUUAUGGAUCAUUGUUAAUGAAAGUUGGACAGCUUUUGUAUGAGAAAAAGGUGGAAAAAUGUUGGGUAGCUGAAGUGUAUGAACCUUUUUUUCACACUAAAAAACCAAAGAAUUGUUGGUAUAAAUUUACUACAGAGGAAAUGAUUAAAACUGAUGAAAUACAAGUAAAUGGGUUAAACAAAAAAAUUAUUGGAACUGUGGCAGUUCAAAAACAUAAUCACUUGGAUGCCUGUGGAUGGCUUUUUAGAUUGGCUGUUGAUGAAAGGUAUAGAAGAAAAAGCGUGGCCUUAAAACUAGUGCAAACACUAAAAACAUGGUGUCAUGAAAAUAGGUACAACUACAUUGAAUGUGUUAUGUCUGAAUGCCAGGAAGGGGCACGACAACUAUUUAAUGAGGCUGGGUUUGAUAUUAAACAAUUGUACCACAAACAAUUAUUCACAAACGCAAUAAGCCUUCAAAUGUUCCAAUUAAGAUGUGAAGUUAGACAAACAUUUAAUUAAAUUGUUUUUUUUUUAUCAUUUAUUUAUUGACAAUGUUAUAAAAUUGUAUAUAAACUGCUUUACUAUUUAAAAUGAAAUAUUUUUAAGACAAAAUGUUUUUAUACAGGAAAAAUAGCGCACUAACAGCAUAUGCACGAAAUAUUUAUUUUUGACAUGAAGUUUUUGAGUUAUUAGCAUUUAAGUUUUAAAAACAGUGAUAUGUUUAUUUCCAAUGGAUAAAGGUAUUUCUAUGAUAUUUCCUGAGCCAAAGCGGUUGUUAAGGAAAGAAAAUAAACAAUGACUUAAACUUUACAUUUUAGAAAAAAGAAUAUAAACAUCAUGUUGAAAAAAAAACAAACAUGAUGGUUGACAGCAUUUUAAGACAGUUUAUGUAUUUUUUAUUAAAAUCACCUGUAUUGAGGCGAAAACAAAACAAAACAAAAAUAUUUAAAUCGGUUGAGCCAUUUCCGACUUUUUGCAGUACUAACGCAAGGCAAUUCAUUUGUAUAUACAUAGAUUAUAGAUAACAUAACGCAACAAUUGUGGGUUUAUUAUGUGUACGCAACUACGUGAUUAAAACAAUCUUUAUUUUUCCCCUAUUUGGCUACCUGGGCCAGUAGAGUAGGUACAGUACAUACCUGCAAAAGUAUCCUUCAUCAAGAUUAAUCGAAAACAGACACUUUGGAAUUAUGUGUACUAUUGUACUCUGUAUCAAAUGAGAUAUUAUUAAAUUAAAAAUUCAUCCCUCAUUUUUACCGACUUUUGUAUAGUUUUUUUGGCAUAGGACCACUGUGCAGUAAGGAAUGCCGUUAAUGCGCUUUUUUCGGUAAACCAUGUAGGUUCAAUUUUUAAAUUAAUUUUACAAGGUGUCCUUAACAUUUUGGGACGCGAGAUUUAAUCAUCAUAUCUUUAUAUAUACAUACGUAUAUUUAUUUAAUAUACUAUUUUAUGAAUUUAUUAUAAUCUUUAAACAAAAAAAAAUAAAGAAAUAAUUUUGCUACAAUUUAUUUUUAUCUUUUAACAUAAAAUGCUAUUAAUUAUCCUUUUAAAAUAAAAGUUACCAAAAUGUUUGUGCAGGUAACUUUUUUGAUUGUUAAUUAUAUUCCCAUUCACACAAUCACAUUUAAUGUCCCAUUAUCACUUUUAAAUACAUCUCCCAAGUCAUUAUCAAAAUUUACAAACUCAAAGCUAUUUCUUAUGCUUUUUACCACACUUUCACCAACAUUUUCCAGUAAGUUACCGCUAAAAUCAACUGAAUUACCAUUUUUAAUAUCGGAAAAUAUAUUUUCCGACAGAUUGCUGAUCAAGUUAUUACUUAGCUGAACAUGUUUGAUGUAGUAAACACCUCUGAAAGCCUUGGGGUUCAAAAAAGUCAACUGAUUAUGGCUUAAGUCAAUGUUCGAAUCUUCUCCUAUAACAUUCUGUAUAAAAGCUGGCAUAAAAAAUAACUCCGGGACUUUUUUUAUUUUAUUGUGACUAAGGUUUAGUUUUCUUAGGUUGUUGGUGUGUAUGAACAUUUUUGGGUAAAGUUUUUCAAUUUUAUUUAUGCUUAAAUCUAGUUCUUGUAAGUAUGUAAGGUAUUGAAAGGUGGUUUCUUCUAUAAAGUUUAUAUUGUUGCCUUUAAGAUAAAUUUUGGUUACUGGUAGUUGAAAAAAUAUACCUUCUGUUAAAGUCUCUAUCUGAUUAAAGUUAAAAUUUAAAAUUUUUAGACUUGGUAGGUUUAUAAAUGCCCCCUUUUCUAUUUUUUGUGUUCUACUGUACUGUAUUUUUAUUCUUCUCAAAUGUAAUAAAUUCGAAAAUGUUCCCACGUAUAUUUUCGGUAUUUUUUGCUCAUCCGCAACAAUAUCAGUCGCAUUUAUUUCACUUAAAACUGAAUCACACUGUAUAACUUCAACCACGUGUUUUCCUCUGUGUAUAACUAAGUUGAUGUUGUCGAAAAAUGUCAUAGAUACACUUGAUUGUAUUAGUGUUAAAAACGCGUAAAAUAAAACCAAAUACAUUUUUGUAGAAAGCAAUUUUACGAUAGACUGGACAUUAAAUGCGAUAAAUGAAAUGUUUUGUUAAAGAUAAAGUCAAUAUAAAUGAGGUCGGCA
Messenger RNA from Brassicogethes aeneus, 2986 nucleotides. The record is from the annotation of a GenBank genome assembly. NCBI's taxonomy places the organism in Eukaryota, Metazoa, Arthropoda, Insecta, Coleoptera, Nitidulidae.